Messenger RNA from Salvia miltiorrhiza (redroot sage), 3094 nucleotides. Its product is annotated as disease resistance protein RPP13-like. Gene Ontology annotation, biological process: defense response to fungus. The record is from RefSeq and is a predicted model, not a curated record. Lineage: Eukaryota; Viridiplantae; Streptophyta; Magnoliopsida; Lamiales; Lamiaceae. Bases 44 to 1294 code for a protein of 416 amino acids. Gene Ontology annotation, molecular function: ADP binding. The transcript has 3 exons.
ACUUGACAACUGCCGUUUUGUCACAGCCGGCAACCAGAGAGGAAUGACGGCUUAUGGUGCAGUGAAUUCUCUGAGGAAUACAAUUGAUUAUAUUCUCCAUUCUUCUCAUUUUAUCCUCGUUGAUCCCUCUCCACGUAUCUUACAACUCGCGGACGAGGAGUUGGAUCCAUUGCAAGAAAUUCUGGAAAGUUUGGACAGGACAAGAACAAGCAAGAGCAGGAAGAAGGUGAAUGGUUUGGAUGGAAGAAUCAAAGAUUUGAUUUGGGAAUUCGAGGACGCGUUGGAAUCCCUUCUCUACCAACAGAUUCUUUCACAAGUAGAAGAUGAAGGAGUAAUGGAAGAGGAAGCAUGGGAAUCCCGAGGCUUCACAAUCACAACCACAACAACAAGACGGGUGCUGCAUAAACACGAAGCAAGAAUCAUGAGAGAAUCUCAGGCUUCACAAUCUAGAAGCCUAGAAGAUGAAGGAAUGAAAGAAGGAUCAUGGGGAUUCCAACACUUAUUGGACUCCCUUCUAUUUGAAAGCCCUCCUCUACACCACACAACCACAACAACAAGAAGAAUCGGAUUCUCCAUUGAUCUGCAAUUCCUACAACAUCAUGUUCCAUCCUUCAUCGAGAGGCUGAAGGAUAUGGAGGAGGAAUACAUUUAUGAAGUAGACAAUAUGCCUGAAGAUGACGACGAGGAAGAAUCUAUUUACACAAGAAGGAGGACCAAGUCCAAGAUGAUUGGAUUGUCGGAUCAAAUCCAACAACUCAAAGAGGAUAUUAUGCAAAGUUGUGACAACAUGAACUUCGCACUUGUUGGAACUGCAGGCGUUGGGAAGACUGCUCUUGCUGAGGUAGUUUUUGAAGAUCCUAAAAUCUUGAGGCGUUUUGAGCAUCGUGCAUGGGUCAGGGUAGGCAGAAAGUCUCAAUUCGAUGAUGUUUUUCGAGAGAUUCUAGCUCAAAUGUUUGGAAUCACACAAGGAAAUGACGAAUAUAGGUGGCUACUUGGAAAAAGAUUGGAGGGAAAGAAAUGCCUCAUUGUGCUCGAUGAUGUGUGGGAGAGACGGAUAUUGGAUUCCUUGUUAAGUUCCUUACGAAACAUUGGUAAUAUAUCAAUUCAUAUCUUGGUUACUACUCGAGACCGGAGCAUAACUUAUCCUAGUUAUACAACUUUGGUGCGGUUUAUGAAUGAAGAAGAAAGUAAGGAACUACUAUGCGAGAAGGUGUUUGGUGAAAAUGGUUGCCCUUUCAACUUGACAAAGCCACUGCCAAAAUUGCCAAGAACUGUGAAGGUCUUCCUCUCAUGAUAGUCACAGUGGCUGACAUCCUAUCAAAAGCCCAUAAUGCAGACCCCAAAUACUGGGACGAUGUAGCAGAAAUGCGAAAUUCAGUCUUCACUGAUGCAUAUAAUGAGAUAUCAAAGGUACUUUUCCCAAGUUACGACUACUUACCUCAAUAUCUUAAAAUGCCUUUUCUGUAUAUGGGAGUCUUCCCUCCUGAUUAUGACAUCCCUCUUUCCAAGAUCAUGAAUAUGUUGGCUACUGAGGAUUGGUUUCAUAACACAAAAAAGAAACGAUCUUUGGAGGAUUCUGUGUGGCAAUGUUUGGACGAGCUUUGUAAGAAUAAGAAUCUUGUUUUAUUCAACCAAAGGAGCAUUUCUAGGACUACGUGGAUGAUUGUCAAUCACAAGUUUAAAACUUGUCGCCUUCAUUCUUCGUGGCGGCAUGUGUGUAGAGGAGAGGCUCGGAAGAACAAGUUUUAUCAUGUCCUAAAAAAGCUUGUCGAAGGCUUAGAAGAUGAUGUAAAAGGUCAGCGUUGCUUGUGUCUUGAAAAUAAUCUUUUAUUUGGCAUCAAAGAAUUUUGCAACUCUGUGAGAUUGAAUUGUGCAUCCUCUACACGUUCUCUCCUCUUUUUCGGUCCAUACCACCAAUAUCCAAUCCCAGUAGGUGAUGAUUUCAAGUUUCUUGGGAAAUUAGAUGCUCUUAAUCUACGUUUGUACACUUUUCCAAUAGAAAUUCUAACGUUAGUCCUGCUAAAGUACCUUGCUCUAACUUGCAAUGGAGAACUCCCUGCAACCAUAUCCAAACUUUUCAACCUUCGAGUCUUGAUUAUCCAUCCACAUAAUAGCAUUAGAAUUUGUGGAGUUCCAUCAUAUAUACCAAUACAAAUAUGGGAUAUGCAAGAGUUAGAGCAUAUUGAGAUAUUGGGGAAGAGCCUUAUAGCUCCAUCUCAUUCUGCUUCUUUGGAAAAGCUCUCAACACUUGAAGGUGUGAAUGCCAACAUUUAUACUAUCCUGGACCUUUCCAAAAAAGUUCCUUGCAUAAGGAAAUUAGGAGUUCAAAUCGAGCUAACGCCUUAUGAUGACCAUGACGACCUUAUCAGUUGCUUUGGUUGUGUUUCAACACUUAAAAGUUUGAAGAUAUUGAAAUGUAGUAUCAUAAAUCCUGUGGUGAAGUACGGUUAUGCAUUUCCUAGUUCAUUGUUAACUUUUCCAGGUGUAUUGAAAAAGUUACAUUUGAGUGGCAUGUGUUUUUCUUGGGAACACAUGGAUGUAAUCGGCUCUUUGCCAUUUCUUGAAGUGCUCAAAUUGCGAGCCUACGCCUUUCGGGGUCCAAAGUGGGAAGCGCGAGAGGGAAGUUUUAUGAAAGUUAAGUUUCUUCUAGUUAAAGACAGUGAUUUGGUGCAAUGGAAACCGAAAUUUGGAAGCUUCCCUGAUCUUGUGUGCCUAAGCAUGAAACAUUGCUACAAACUAGAAGAGAUCCAUUGGCCGUCUAAAAUUUCAUUCGGAGUGAUUGAAUUAAGAAACUGCAAUCCUGUAGCUUUGACUUGUGCUAAGCAGUUACAACUGGGAAGAUAUGCUUCCAUUGAUGUUACGGCCACUUCUUCUUUCGACGAGAAACCCAUUGCUAUCAAGUUUACAAGGCAUGGGUUUGAAAGAUUGAGAUAGAAAGGUGAGGCACCAUAUUCUCCAUUCCCACUCUCAGUCUUUGUAUUAUUAGAUUGUCAUCUCAAUUUAAGAAUUGUGACUUACUAUUUUGGGUUGUUUUACAAAAUAAAACCAGGUAGAAUGUUAAUGUAUAUUCAAUGAAUCAAUAUAUAUAUUCUUC